Molecule: messenger RNA, 2779 nt
Organism: Heteronotia binoei (common prickly gecko)
Lineage: Eukaryota; Metazoa; Chordata; Lepidosauria; Squamata; Gekkonidae
Gene: SLC39A5
Product: solute carrier family 39 member 5
Exons: 11
Coding region: 265-2163 (632 amino acids)
Biological process (GO): intracellular zinc ion homeostasis; zinc ion import across plasma membrane; BMP signaling pathway
Cellular component (GO): membrane
Molecular function (GO): zinc ion transmembrane transporter activity
Source: RefSeq, a predicted model, not a curated record
AAAGCAAAACUGCUCCUAUCAAAAGCCUGAAUGCUGCCGAUCUUCCAUAUAAUCAGAGAUGACUGUUUGGGCAGGGAGCUGUUGGUUUUAAUUACCGCCUCUGCAUAGCAGUGGCAAACUGGGGCCCAACAGCAAGGACUUUGAAAGAAUUGAUAACAUCAGUCAAAAGCUGCACCUCCCAGAAAGUGGCCAGAUUUGAGGGCUGAUGGUGCUUCCAGAGGUUGCUCUGAACAGGAUUGCAGUGACAGGAUCAGGCCCCUGUUAAUGGACCAGAGAGCACUGUGGUUCCUUCUAGCUGGAGCAUGGGGGGUCCUGCUAUCCCUGAAGAGCGUAUAUAGUUUUGUACCGGAUGAUCCUCCCAGCUUUCUCACUGAUGGAGUUAUACAGGGCCCUCCCGAAGAUGCCGCUCAGGAGCAGGGUUACUACCUGCAACAGCUUUUUGGACUUUACGGGGAGAAUGGCACCCUGUCCUUCGAGGGCCUGACACGCCUGCUGCUUAGCCUGGGACUAGGGAAGGUACAAGUGGUGGCCAUUGAGCAUGAUGCACUGGGCCAUGGCCACGUCUCCCAUCUGGACAUCCUGGAGGUCCAAGAGAACAAGCACUUGCACUUCCAUUCGUCAAUGGAGCACCUCCACAUGGUUGAGCAUACAAGCAAAGUUCAAGCAGAGGGUGUUACCCCCAGGGAUGGAUUCUCUCAGGUGGGCCAUAUUACCCCAGCAUCAAUAUCUCCUGCACUCCCUGGGAUCGGUCAUGUCACCAAAUCAAACUCCUGGCAAACAACACAGCUUUCUGGGAAGGGUGAAACCCCUUCCAAAUCCCCCCAUGGACAUUCUGACCUAAAUCUUCCAGAGAGGGUCAUUGCCCUGGAUCAUUCUCUCUAUAACCACCUGCAUGAGGAUUGCCUCAAUGUAUCACAGUUGUUGGUGAAUUUUGGCUUGAAUCCUGUCUCCAAGAUCACUCCAGAGCAGUUCACUCUGCUGUGUCCAGCUUUGCUCUACCAGAUUGAUAGCCGGGUUUGCAUCCAGCACUAUGAUGAAGCGGUGUCUCCUGGCAUGAUGCAAAACUCUCUCUGGCCCGGCUUAGGCUGGGGAUUUGCAGCCAUCACGCUGACCAGUUUGCCUUCAGCACUAGCCAUUGUCCUUGUCCCUCUUCUCAGAGGUGAAGUCUUUCAGUUCCUUCUCAGUUUUCUUGUGGCACUGGCUGUGGGGACACUGUGUGGAGAUGCUCUGCUGCACCUCUGGCCACACGCACAAGUAAGAUCCCAUGGUCUGUUACCCUUGAACCAAGAGCCCUUAGCAGAUGGUGCAGUCCUGAGGGGCCUGUGUGUGCUAGGAGGCAUUUACCUCCUGUUCCUCAUUGAGAAUCUCAUGGGAACACUGAAGAAAAUACACAGAAAGCAGGGCACUGCUGGGAAGCCAUCUGACCGAUCUGCUAAGACAGAGGCCAGCAGCCAUGUUAGAGUCAGGGCAACACCUCACGGUGCUGAAUCUGAAAGUCUGACAAUGCCCGAAGGAGAAACUGGGAAUCUCUUCAGUGACGUCCAGGACUGUGCUGUCCAAAUCCGCAACUCGGAAGAAUAUGGAGAGGCAAACUUGGAGAGGCAGACAGCAGAACUACAUCAUCACCAUGGUCAUUCCCACAGUCCAUCUGGCAACCUCAGUGCUGGGAUUGCAGACAUAGCAUGGAUGGUUAUUCUAGGGGAUGGGAUACACAAUUUCACAGAUGGGCUAGCCAUUGGAGCUGCCUUCUCUGAUGGAAUCUCUAGUGGUUUAAGUACCACAGUGGCUGUAUUCUGUCAUGAAUUGCCUCAUGAACUUGGAGACUGUGCGGUCCUGCUCCAGGCAGGCAUUCCUGUCCGAAGAGUAUUGCUCUUCAACCUGCUGUCUGCUUUGCUGGCCUACUGUGGUACAGUAGUGGGAGCAAUUGUUAGCAAGAGCACUUCAGAUGUCACCUCAUGGAUCUUUGCAGUCACAGCUGGCAUUUUCCUGUAUGUGGCCCUGGUGGACAUGCUGCCUGAGAUGUUGGAGAGGCACUCUUCCAGGGGUAAAAGAGGCUCCUCCAUAUACUUUGUCCUCCAGAACCUGGGCUUUCUUCUGGGAGGCACCCUUAUGCUCUGCAUUGCCAUAUUUGAAGGACAAAUCAGUUUCCAUGUGAAUGGGUAGCACUCUCGGCAUACAACACCCAAUCACAAGGAAGGAAGUCAUGGCUCACUCCAGUACAACCAUCUCCUUCCCACAGCAUCCUGAGGGGUGAUAACAUUGACUGUAUUUUCCCAAGAGAAUGCCCAUUUAAGGGGAAAUGUUAAGAGGAAGAUCAGCAGCACCAGCAAUACACCAUUCUAUCUACUUGCCUCCACAUUUGGCAACAAGCUAAUGGUAUCCUUUCCAGGACCUUUCCCUCAAAAGGUGUCCGAAUACCCGAAUACAAUGAAACACCUUGUACUUUAUAAAGGGGGGUAGCAACAAAUUGAUUAAGGCACAAAUUGUGUGCCUUUCACAGUGCAAGGCGGGUGGCAGGUAAUAUAACACAGUGGGUAUCUUACAGAGCACCUUAAUUUGGAUACAAAUUGUAGGCCCCCUUGGCACUCUAACUGAAAGGCUUUCAAUAGAGAAGCUACCUUGACAAAACAAAUUGGGGUGGGUGGGGGGAGAAUGCAAAAAAAUCCACAAACCUGCAGUAUGCAUGGCUGUUUUACAAGCUAUCUGUAUCAUGAUUGCAGUUUUGAAAUUCAUUCUCAUUUAACCAAGUGUAUCAAUAAAGGGGAAUAAUGUUUUUAAA